GUGAUCCAUGUGAUUUACCUCAUUACAAGGCAUUGCGGAAUCCUGCUGUGCCGUUGCCUAGUCGUCAGUCAGAUACAUUCUUAAAUGUUCGUGAUCGUCUGUUUUAUUGUGGACGCGUAUUUAAUAUGAAGGGGUCAUUCGAUUUGGAGAAACGUUGCUUCAUGAUUAGCAAAUUACCUGACAGAAUAUGGAUCGACAUGGGACCAUUUGUUGAACAGAUUAUAGCGUACACAAAUCCACUUGGCAUAUUGUUCGGUUUGGGAGCAAAUGGUGGAGGUGUAAUGAUGAGUAAGGAUUUGGGGAAAACAUGGAUUUCAAUCAACCCAUUCAUGUAUCAAAACACUUUGAAUACGUCGACUGAAAUCAUCACAGCAAGUGUCGUACCAUGGAUUUCAUCAACUGGAUCAAUUGACAAUACACUAUCCGAGUCAUUUUGCAAGAUGCGAGUGGCUGAACAAUGGAAUGUUUGCAUCAACCAAAUCUAUGCCAACCAAAUGCUGUUAGCUAAUUGGACUUACACAUGCCCGAAAAUCAAGCUGUUUUAA
This is a messenger RNA of Schistosoma intercalatum, 545 nucleotides long. The record is from the annotation of a GenBank genome assembly. NCBI's taxonomy places the organism in Eukaryota, Metazoa, Platyhelminthes, Trematoda, Strigeidida, Schistosomatidae.